Molecule: messenger RNA, 2808 nt
Organism: Naegleria lovaniensis
Lineage: Eukaryota; Heterolobosea; Eutetramitea; Acrasida; Naegleriidae
Exons: 1
Coding region: 1-2808 (935 amino acids)
Source: RefSeq, a predicted model, not a curated record
AUGAGACAAGGCAUUCUUUCAACCAUCCUAACUAUCUUCUGCCUCAUCACUCUUCUCCUAUCCUUUCAUCGUCCAACACAAACUCUCUUCAUCCAAGCUUACACUUGCGGUGGUUUUGCUUCUUCAGAUUUUUCACACGUUUGCAGCGGUCGAGGUUUUUGUUCCAAUUAUGAAACAUGUACCUGUCUCGAUUUGAGUGCCAGUAAUUCACUCACUUCGGGUACGAUUCUUUAUCCUGGCAACUCUCUCAUUUCCUCGAAUGGAAUUAAUCAAUUAAUCAUGCAACAAGAUGGUAACCUAGUCUUGUAUGAUACUUUAUAUGGUGUUGCUAAUUGGGCAAGUGGUACUUUUAAUCCAACGAAAGGUUUUUCGUAUCAAUUGAGACUUUAUAAUGAUGGCUCAUUGGCUGUUAUUGAUCCUUAUGAAUUGAUUGUUAAAACCGUUGCUGGGUCUUGCAAUGGAGGAGUUGGUCCUUUUCGAUUUGUGGUUGGAAAUGAUCGAGAUUUGGUGGUGUAUGAUUCAUUGAUGCAAGUGUGUUGGAAGACUGAUAUUAGAGACACUGCGAGGUCUGUAUUGGGUGUGAAAUAUAAAGGACGACUGUGUGAAAAUGCAAUUUGUUUUGGAAAGGAUAACUCGGAUACUCAUGUUUGUGGAGGAUUUGGAAGAUGUGUGGCACCUGACACUUGUCAGUGUCCACCUGGACAUACAGGCGCCACUUGUCAACAAUAUUCAUGCUUUGGGAUUUCUUCGACAAGCAGUCAGGUAUGCUCCAAUGGACAUGGAGUUUGUUCAGCCAACAAUCGAUGUACCUGUUUGAGUGGAUACACCGGAACCGAAUGUCAAACUUUUACUUGUUUUGGAAUUGCAGCUACCGACAGCUCCAUUUGUUCCGGUCAUGGAAAAUGCACAAACAAAGACACAUGCCAAUGCGAAAGUGGCUGGUCUGGCUCCAACUGCAACAAUGCCACAACCAAAUGUUUUGGAAUUCCUUUCAAUGAUCCAUCCGUAUGCAACGGAAGAGGAACUUGUAUUGCCAACGACGUUUGUGCAUGUCAGGGAUAUUCUGGAAUGGAAUGUCAAGUACCAACAUGUUUCUCUCGUAAUUCGACGGAUCCAUUCGUUUGUUCUGGACAUGGAAAUUGUGUUAAAGCCGAUACUUGUAUGUGUGAAAAAGGUUAUGGAGGUGCCAUGUGUCAAUAUGUGAAAUGUAACGACACCUUGUCAAGUGACAGCUCUCAGGUCUGUCAUGGACACGGUCAAUGUGUGCAAGUAGACACCUGUCAAUGUGAAUCAAGUUAUGGAGGACCUUACUGCUCUAUCCCUCAAUGCGGUUGGUCCAAAAACAAUCCCUCCAACAUGAAAUUCGGAGCUCCAACUCCUUUCAUUCACUCCCGUUGGGUACAAAUGCAUCCAUUACAACCAUCGAUCCUUCGAUUUGAAGUGAGCUUUGCAAAACAUCCAGAAACCAAUUUUAAACAUUAUUUAUUCAUUGGAGAGAGCAAUUUUCAAGCACAUUCACUUUUGAAUUGUAGUGUGAAUGGUCCAUAUCCAAUUACAUUGAAUCCAUAUCCUUACAGAUCCGACUUGUGUUGGAAAAAUUAUUCAUCGGUCGAAUUGUCAUUGAAUGAUUUUCUGAAAAACGAGCAUGUUCAAAAAGAGUUUAUUGGAAAUGAAGGAGAAUAUUUAAAAUUACAAAUGCCUUUGAAAAUGGUCUAUUUGGAUGAGAAUGGAUCGAGUAGUAAUUUUGGUUUGUGCUCUUCCUUUGAAUUUGAAACGAAUCAAGUACUGUAUGUGAAAAGAAUUGCUUGGGUAGAUUCUGGAUUUACAGAAAGUGAGGAAGGUCCAAGAAAUUUUAAAGCCACUCUCUAUCAACAACAAUUGACCACACGAAAUGGAGUACUCAAAGUUCAAAUGAUAUUACAAACCAUCGAUGCUACCAUGGUUAACUUUUCCUUCUAUAACACUUCAUCGUCUCUGUAUAAUUUCACAUUGACGAAUAUUUCCUUGUGGUAUCAAAAUGGUAAUGCCAAUUAUUAUUUAAUUCAAAUGAGUUCAGGUGUGGCAGUGCAAGAUUUUCGAGCGAAUAUUUUCUUGGUGGGAUCCUUUAAAAAGAAUCGAGUACUGGAUCAAGUUCAAGUCUAUUUUCCAGUCACGAUUGAUUAUAUCAUUGCCACUCCUCCCUCUUCGUAUAAUAUCACACUCCAAGUCCAGAUGGGUUUAGCAGAUAGUUCAUGGAGACCAAGAACGAAAUUUAUGGCUAAUGAGAGAGCUGUUGUAACUGUUUGGUCCCCUUCUGCCACGUUAUUAGUGAACGAUCAUCUCAUUGUGAAAAAAGCGUAUUUAUGUUGCUUUAAGGAAUUUACUCCAACUCUACAAGGUUCAAGCAAUGGAUGCACACAAUACAAUCCCAGCACGAUGGAUGUUUGGAAGGAAAUUAUUUCAGAUGGUGAAUCCAAUGUAUACAGUAGUGAGUUAGAGACGUCAUUGCAUCCAUAUCCUUAUACGAAUACCUUGUUUGGAUUUUCAUUUAAAUUAUUGUCAUCGAUAUUCCCUGAAAGAUAUUCGAACACAUCGAGUUCAUGUUUUGUGCAAAGCAAGGUUGGAGUCCGUCCAAUUGCGAAUAGUAGAAAGUUGUCAGAUGCAACAUCAGAAUUGGCAGAUGAUUCCGUGGAUACCUUUUCAUUGUUUGUGGUUGAUUUUUCAAAUAUGAUUAUUCCAAAAACUUUAUCUGCCAGCGUGUCAGUUUUUUCAUUUUAUGGUGUUGGAUUAUUGAUUUGUGUUGUUUCAGCGAUGGCAACAGUUUUGUGA